Cutaneotrichosporon cavernicola is the source of this 843-nucleotide messenger RNA. RefSeq lists its product as uncharacterized. The record is from RefSeq and is a predicted model, not a curated record. NCBI's taxonomy places the organism in Eukaryota, Fungi, Basidiomycota, Tremellomycetes, Trichosporonales, Trichosporonaceae. Bases 1 to 843 code for a protein of 280 amino acids. The transcript is spliced from 3 exons.
AUGCUCCCCUUGUUACUGCUCGCCGCGCAGGCUUCCGCGUCGUUGUUCCAACGAGACGACCCAGGGUACGCGGGCUUCAACGACCCAAACGCCCAAGGCGGUUCGAUGCUCACGGUCGUCAAUAACACUUACCCGCCCGGCAUGGGCGAGCCGCUCAACGUUAUCGUCUCGGCCAAUAGCGACCCCGCAGUCCUCAAGGAUAGUCUCUACGAUGGCGGGUUCCAGAACUACAUGCUCUCGGUACACCUCUCGACACAGUGUCUUGGCGCACAGUUCGGCGCACCACAACAAGCCAAUCUAGACGGACACACAAACGUAUCCGAGAUUCAGACGCUGCGGUACAACUAUGGCGACCCGUACAUUGGUUCGUGUCGCGAAACCUUUGAUGGCGGACAACAUCUUCGUUACUGGAAGCAGAACGGGACGGGCGCAAUCUUCAUGGCCGUCUCGAUCGAAAUGGAACUGGCAAAGGGACACGAUAUCAUUCGUAACGGGUACAAUGCCGGUCGCGACUUCCUGGUCGGCAACAUCACCAACCUCACCGAGCCGCUUGACGGGCGAAACCUCACCAACACGUCUACGUUUACUGGCAGCACCAUGUUUAGGAAUUACACAUACCAAACCGAUGUGCGGUACGUUAAUGGACUGCUGCGCAACUCGUCGGACGACAUCAACCACUACAUCACUGUCGAGGACGAUGGGCUGCCGGCCAUUGACGGGCUUGUCGCCGUCCUCACUGUCUCGAUUACCGACCGGCCUGAGGGGAGCAUGAACGCCGCGUGCCGGGCGAGCGUUAGUGUCCUUCUCGGUGCCGUGGCGCUGGCCGUCGCGGUGCUUAUGUAG